UUCCGACCCAUCACUCUCUCUCUCUCUCGCUCUCUCCAAUCACGGGCUUCGUCACAACCUGCACGAGCACCGCUGCAAAAAGUUGUUUUUCCAGAGUAGCUAAGAUGACUGCCAUGACAAUUCAAUGAGAAGAGAGGACGCAAAGUGAAGUAUCCCCUACUUGCUGAAAAGGAGCGACAGAGCGCUCAAUGUAAAAGGAGAAGAGGGGGGAAACGCACGAGAAGAAAAGGCAGAAGAUUUAAAAAGAAACUAUUAGGAAGAAAAGAACUGGCAGAAGAAGAGCCAGGAAAGAGGCAGGGGCGAGAAAGCGGAUAAACGGUGGAUGGAGGCGGCUCGGACCGGGGCUACGGAGAGCUCUUCACUGACGAAGAAGAAGAACAGCAGCAGCAGCAGCAGGGGGGAGAGGAGAUGGAGGCGAAAGGGAGAAACAUGCCCUCAGACAUCAGUUUCCUUCCCCGCCCAGCCAUGGUGUGGUGUGAGCGAGGGAUCCAGGUGCUGUUGACCACCAUGGGAGCUUUUGCAGCUUUUGCACUGAUGACAGUGGCUAUUGGAACUGACUACUGGCUGUACGCCCGGGCCUUCAUCUGCAACAGCACAGCCAACUCAUCACAGGAGGACUCCAACAAUAAGGACAAGAAGGAUCCUGGGGCGCUCACCCACUCUGGCCUCUGGAGGAUUUGCUGCCUGGAAGAGGGUCUUGGUGAGAAAGGACAGAAGGGGAUGGUGGGCGGAUAUCAAUGCACGGAUGUCAGAUUCAAGCAAAGCGUUCCUGAAGGUGUGGUGAGAGCUUCCAGCAUCUUCCCCAUCCUCAGUGCCAUAUUGCUUCUUCUGGGUGGAGUGUGUGUCGCUUCCAGCGGAUUCUAUAAAAGCAAAAGGAACAUUAUUCUCGGUGGAGGGAUUCUCUUUGUAGCUGCAGGCCUCAGCAACAUCAUUGGAGUGAUCGUGUACAUCUCAGCAGCACUGAGCGACAUCUCCCCCAAGAAGGAUGAGGAUAAGAAGUGGCAUUAUUCCUACGGCUGGUCAUUCUACUUUGGCGGUCUGUCCUUCAUCCUGGCCGAGAUGGUUGGCGUGCUCGCUGUCAAUAUCUACAUCGAGAAGAACAAGGAGCUCCGUUGCCGCUCUCGCACUGACCUCUUCAAGAGCACAACGCACGCCAUGCUUCGUCUGCCCAGCUACCGUUUCAGACGGCGCUCGCGCUCCAGCUCACGCUCCACUGACCCACCGCGUUCGCAGGAGACCUCGCCCGUUGGAGCUUCCAAGACCUUCAGCUUGCCACCAUCUGCACCGCCAUUCUCUGUGGCCACUCUGCCCAACCCCCACCACACCAGCAGCAGUGGGAGCGGAGGAGGUGGUGACAUCUCCAUGUACACCCUCUCAAGGGACUCCAAGCUAGGCAGCCUCGGAGGAGGUGCCCCACCUCUCUAUGGCACGGUGGACCGUGCCACGCUCUACCAGCUCCACAACUACUUCCCAAAAGAUUCCAGCGGCAGUGGCAGCGGUGGAGGAGGAGCGGGAGGAGGAGGAGGAGGAGGAGCAGUGAUAAGCAGCAGUACGCUCCCUUCCCACUCCAAGUCCAACUUGGCAGCAGCGGCAGCUGUAGCCCAGAACGCAGCACCGCUGAGUACCUCCACAUCAGCUGCUCCGACCACCCAGCCAGCCCCGAUAUCUACAGCCACCAUGGAGCGGGACAGGGGCAACGUGGGAACCCUGGACCGACUGACAGCCAAAAGGGACCGGGAUAGCAACUCAGAUACACUAAACAGGAAAACGACACCAGUUUAAACUCAGAGAGAGAGGAGAGGAGAAAUAGAGAUGGAAUUUAGAGAGGAAGAGUAGGGCUGUAAAUGUGUGGGUGGCACGUCAACAAUAAGGUUUCUGUCCUUGAGCCUGAGGUAUCGAGCUGCCAUAAAUAUUAUUAAUGUUAUAAACAGUCAUCAAACAUCUGAUGCUAAGAGCAAAUUCAUGACAGCCGCCUUAAAAAUUGUCAUGACUUUGAAACCUGUUUUGUUAAUUGCACAGCAGGGGUACAGUGGAGGAUUCGGGAAAUGUUUCUUUUCUCUGUUUUUUAUUCCUGAAUUACUCACUAAAUCAUAGAGAUACAAAACUCCCAGAUGUGUAAUAAAACAGCCUCCCAAUGCAGCAGUUAGGUGCCUUGCCGAGGAGGCAGGGGAACGCUUUCGUUAUUUAUUUCCCUUAUCUCAGUUUUGUCCGUUUCUACAAGGAUAUCUUUUUAAAUCCUGAAAGAAACAGUAAAGGAAGCUUUGAUGAUAAUCAACCCCGCUUACAAAUCACUAAUUUGUACACAUCUUAGAUCGGAUUGGCCUUAAAUCUACAUUGUCUUUUCACAAAGCAAGACACAGAGUCCUUGCUUUUUGGUAUUUUAAACUUUGCAACACUUUUUAACAUAAUAAUUAAAUUAUAAAGUGGCCAGAUGGUACAAGUCACAAUUCUUUCUUCCAUUUCUGUUUUAAAAGGACGAGAGCGUCACAGACGGGUACAUUCUGCCAAGUAACAAGCUGCUCAGUGACAAGUUGACUGCCAAUUGAAGGUCAACAGUAGCUCCUUAACCUCUGGACCCGAGAGAGAGCGACCUCAGCCAUAUCUAACGUAGAUCAGAGGAGGCUGCCGCACUGUGAGCCUGAUUAUUUUUCACUGUGUGUCAAAGGUAUUUACAGUGACAGAUGGGCAUUCACCACAGUUCUAAGGAAAGGAACAGCCAUGGACUUACAGCUUUAGUCUUAACGCCUCCAUUACUCCACUGCCAGUUGUCGCAGUAAGAUACGGCAACAUGAUCGUUUGAGCAAGUAACUUAUUUUGGCAUCAAAUCUUUCUAGUAUUUGUUUAAACGGAAAGAUUUGCGUUUCCCAAAGUGUUGCCCACAAUUCUUAAACCAUUGGAAAACUUUAUAAAAUGUAAAUAAAAAACAGGAAGGAGACGAGGCAAAUCUCAUAAAUA
Pundamilia nyererei is the source of this 2955-nucleotide messenger RNA. Its product is annotated as voltage-dependent calcium channel gamma-4 subunit-like. The transcript has 7 exons. Lineage: Eukaryota; Metazoa; Chordata; Actinopteri; Cichliformes; Cichlidae. Gene Ontology annotation, cellular component: AMPA glutamate receptor complex; postsynaptic density membrane. Gene Ontology annotation, biological process: transmission of nerve impulse; calcium ion transport; positive regulation of synaptic transmission, glutamatergic. Bases 409 to 1782 code for a protein of 457 amino acids. The record is from RefSeq and is a predicted model, not a curated record. Gene Ontology annotation, molecular function: channel regulator activity; voltage-gated calcium channel activity.